Molecule: messenger RNA, 3334 nt
Organism: Trachemys scripta elegans
Lineage: Eukaryota; Metazoa; Chordata; Testudines; Emydidae
Gene: TENT4B
Product: terminal nucleotidyltransferase 4B
Exons: 12
Coding region: 151-2160 (669 amino acids)
Biological process (GO): RNA 3'-end processing
Cellular component (GO): nucleolus; TRAMP complex
Molecular function (GO): poly(A) RNA polymerase activity; mRNA binding
Source: RefSeq, a predicted model, not a curated record
GGGCUGUGUGGAGCGCAAGCAGGCAGUAGGCAGGCGCAGAGCUGCCUUUCCAUAGGAGCCGCCAUUAGCGCUGGGACCCGGUGACAGGGUCUUGGCGACGGCGGCCGGCGCGGAGCGGGAGUGGAGGCAGCCGGGGUUGGUCCCCGUUUGAUGGAUCCCCGGAUCGCCUGGUUCCAGCCAGAGCAGCUCGGCCCCGCGAACCGCCUGUGGAUGCAGAUCUGGGAGACCACGCAGGGGGUCCGCAACCUGUACUUCCCGCAGCAGCGGCAGCAGAGCGCUCCCGCCGGGGUGGGCCCGGCCUCCCUGCCCGGCAUGUACCGCGUCCCCCGGAUCGACCCCCAGCCCGACUUCCUGCCGCUCGAGAACGCCAACAACCAGCACAACCACAGCCGCCACCAGGCCCCGCCGCCCCCGGGGCUCACCGCCUGGGCCCGGCCUGCACGGGGGGCGCCGCCCGCCGCCUCUGCCUCGGCCGCCGGCAACAAGAGGAAACGUGACAACAAGGCCAGCACCUUCGGGUUCAACUACACCAUCCUCCUGGGGCCCCCCGAGCAGAGCGGGGCCCCCGCCCCGGGGGACGGGCCGGCCGCCAGUGACCAGGCCCAGCCGCUCACCCCUUGGAAGGGGAGGAACUACAGUCCGGGAGUCGUGGGUCUUCAUGAAGAAAUCAUUGAUUUCUACAAGUACAUGUCUCCCAGACCGGAAGAAGAAAGAAUGCGAAUGGAAGUGGUGAACAGAAUAGAAAACGUUAUUAAGGAGCUCUGGCCGAAUGCAGAUGUGCAGAUAUUUGGAAGUUUUAAAACUGGUUUAUAUCUACCUACUAGUGAUAUUGACUUAGUUGUGUUUGGAAAAUGGGAGACUUUGCCUCUGUGGACCCUGGAAGAGGCUCUUAGAAAGCACAAUGUAGCAGAUGAAGGUUCAGUAAAGGUUCUAGACAAAGCAACUGUACCUAUUAUUAAACUGACAGAUUCCUUCACUGAAGUAAAAGUCGAUAUCAGCUUUAAUGUACAGAAUGGGGUUAAAGCAGCCCAACUCAUCAGAGAUUUUAUCAAGAAAUAUCCUGUAUUACCAUAUCUAGUUUUAGUAUUAAAACAGUUCCUGUUACAGAGGGACCUUAAUGAAGUAUUCACAGGUGGAAUUGGUUCUUAUAGUCUUUUUUUAAUGGCUGUCAGCUUCCUCCAGCUACAUCCCAGGGAAGAUGCCUGCAUCCGCAGUGCCAACUAUGGUGUCCUUUUAAUAGAAUUUUUUGAAUUAUAUGGACGUCACUUCAAUUACCUGAAGACUGGAAUCCGAAUAAAGGAUGGUGGUUCAUAUGUGGCUAAAGAUGAAGUGCAAAAGAGUAUGCUGGAUGGCUAUAGACCAUCAAUGCUAUAUAUUGAAGAUCCCCUACAGCCAGGUAAUGAUGUUGGGAGGAGUUCAUAUGGUGCCAUGCAAGUGAAACAGGCCUUUGAUUAUGCAUAUGUUGUUUUGAGCCAUGCUGUAUCACCAAUAGCUAAAUAUUAUCCCAACAAUGAAACUGAAAGUAUAUUAGGUAGAAUAAUUAGAGUAACGCAAGAAGUGGCCUCAUACAGAGAGUGGAUAUCAAAGCAUUGGGGAAUGCAGAGUAGGACUGAGUCUUCAUGCAAUGGUAAUGGAGUAACUUUGAUAGUAGAUACUCAGCAGCUAGACAAGUGUAACAAUAAUCUCUCUGAAGUGAAUGAAGCACUGGGGAAAUCUAGAAGUAAAACUUCAGAAACACUCAGUAAACAUUCUUCAAACUCUUCAUCAGGUCCAUUGUCUUCCUCAUCUUCUACAUUGUCCAGCUCUAGUGACGUAGAUUCUGACGGAACACCAUGCAAAACCUCUAAACAGUUGAGUUGCCAUCAAUCUACUACAAACAGAGUGGGGUCACAAGAAAUAGCACUGGAAUCCUCCCAGUCCAGUGGGAAAAGGCAAGGCAGCCAAACAGCUAAUUCAUCCAACAGCACAAACAAAUCUCAGCAUGGAUCAGCAAGGUUAUUUCGCUCUUCCUCCAGCAAAGGCUUCCCGGGUCCAACAAACUCAAACCAUGGUACCUCAGUGACAAACAAACAGCAUCAAGGCAGCAAAUCACAUCAGUGUUUCCAUGUCAAAAAGAGGAAACACAAGAGAGACGUGCCCCUUUCUGACCUUUGUAGAUAGUUGCCUAUUUUAUGACUGUUCUUCUGUGUGCAAUGAUCUCAUGCUACAGGAUAAUUUGAUAGUGACUCCUUGGAUCUCUUGUGGAGCUUCAGACUGUUCAGACAUUGAUUAGCAACUGCAUUUUUUUCCCAGCUCGCCACGGAAUGGAUCAUGAAGAUUGAUCACUGCAAAAAGAGGAAAAAAGGCUGAUCAUUUGAUGUCAGAUGCUACAACAGGGUCAUUUAGCAUAUAAAAUCUUGAAUGUAAAAUAAAUUUAUUUCCCAUCAGCUCAUGCUGAACUGUAGAGGUAGUAUUCAGUGUGUUUGGCAGAUUACAAACAAAACACAAAAAAAGGAAAAAAAGGUGAAAAAUUGUAUUUUGAGGGAAAUCCAGCCUUUAAAGAUGAAAAAGUAAUUCAUGCAUGAUUUUUUUAUUAUUUUUGCAUAUACCAUUUUAUUGUGUGUGUGUGUGUGUGUAUAUAUAGAUGACCAUAUAGGAAAAUUGACAUUUGUAAUAGUGGAUUUGUUAAUACUUUUUACAUAACAUUACUGUUUAAAUUGUAAACAGAAUUUUUCUCAGGAUUAGUUUGGAAAAUAAUCUGAAUUGUCAUCUUAACAUCUAUAUAAAGACACUACUAGUUAUAUUGCUCAGAAUUGCUUUUCCUUCACAUUGAAAUGACUUAAUAGAACAUUUAUGAUCUUCAGAAGUUGUUCCUCUAGAAAGAAAAAGGUUUAUGGUGGCAAAUGAAGUCUCAUUUGUAUAAAGUGUACAUGUACUUUUGUGUAAACACUGACCUUUUGGUCAACUCUGACAAAUAACCUUUACCUUAUUUUCUAGAGUUCCAGGGAGGUUUUCAGUUGGUCUGUCAUCCUUUUCCCACCACCCCGCCAGCAGUCUCCCAUUUUUAAAGAAGAAAAGCCACUUUGGGAUUUUUGUCCUUUUUGUUGCAGUAAAAGCCAACUCCAUUUGUUACAAAUGUUUGCAUUCCUGGGCUGCUCCAAUCCCAUGCCUUUUGUUUGUGCCUUUUUUUCCCUCAAAGUCACUUUUUUGUCUUUUUUUUUUAAAUAUAUUUUUGCUAAACUCAUGUGGGAAAGAAUAACUGUUAAAGCUAUAAGUAAAUUUUCCUAUUAAAAUAUUUUUUCUCAUUUCCCUUUUAUGCAUUUUUAUAUUGACACUAAUAAAAAUUAGUCUUCAA